AUGUCCACCUCCUGGAAAACCAGCAACCGCACCCUCCAGAUCCUCCGCGCCGCCGAAGCCGGCCGCUACGGCGUCCUCGCCGCCAUCGCCUACAACACCGAACAGAUCCUCGGCCUCGUCCGCGCCGCCGUCCGCGCGCGCUCGCCGCUGAUCCUCCAGUUCUUCCCCUGGGCCAUCACCUACAGCGACGGGGUCCUCGUCCGCGCCGCCGCCGACGCCAUCAGGCAGCUGGCGCCCGCCGGCGCCGAGCCGGUCCCCAUCGCGAUCCACCUCGACCACGCGCAGGACGAGGCGCUGAUCCGGCGCGCGGCCGACGAGCUGCCGUUCGACAGCAUCAUGGUGGACAUGUCGCGCUUCGACCGGGACGAGAACCUGGCCAAGACGCGCGAGCUGGUGGCGUACUGUCACGAGCGGCGGAUCGCGACCGAGGCGGAGCCCGGCAGGAUCGAGGGCGGCGAGGAUGGGGUCGCGGACACGGCGGGCUUGGAGGGGAGCAUGACGACGGAGGGGGAGGUGGCGGAUUUCGUGGCGACGGGCGUGGAUGUGCUGGCGCCGGCGGUGGGCAACGUGCAUGGCGAGUAUGGCCCGGCGGGGCCGAGGCUGGAUUUUGGAAGGCUGGAUACCCUGGUGUCUCUGGCGAAGGGGAAGGUCCACAUAGCGCUGCACGGGACGAACGGCUUCGAGCCCGAGUUGAUGAAGAAGUGUAUCGCAGCGGGCGUUUCCAAGAUCAACGUUAACAGGUUGGUCCUGGAUGACUAUUCCAACCACGUGGCGGCUCAGGCGGGGAAGAUCCCGCAAACGGUCCUGAUGGAGGAGGGCACAGAAAAGGUCGUCUCGCUCACCAUGGAAUGGAUGCGGCAUUGUGGUUCGGCUGGAAAAGCUUAG
Diplodia corticola is the source of this 885-nucleotide messenger RNA. Its product is annotated as tagatose-diphosphate aldolase. Gene Ontology annotation, molecular function: aldehyde-lyase activity; zinc ion binding. NCBI's taxonomy places the organism in Eukaryota, Fungi, Ascomycota, Dothideomycetes, Botryosphaeriales, Botryosphaeriaceae. The record is from RefSeq and is a predicted model, not a curated record. Gene Ontology annotation, biological process: carbohydrate metabolic process. The transcript has 2 exons. Bases 1 to 885 code for a protein of 294 amino acids.